UUUCCGGACACUUGUUCUGUGCUGGAUCAUCGUCUGGGAAACCAGAGUUAGUAUAAAACCCAGAGCCAGAAGGGAUUCACUUCAAGGAAAAGCUGUGCACCUUGAGGAGUCUGUUGGAUAAACCAGUGACUGAUUGCGGAACGGUGAUGCGCGUGAGAGAGAAAGUUUAACCACGCGCAAACAGAAGGGGCUCUCUUCUUUUUUUAUCCAAAGAAAGUUUUUGAACAAACUUUUCCUGGCACUAGUACCAUAAUUGUAACUGGUUUUGAGCUCCUGUUUGGACAUGGCAGAGGGAGACUACUACACUUUGGGGAACCGGCAGAGGUUUCCCAGGGAUCCGUUUGGAGAGUCGCCGUUCAGAGACCAGUCACCAUUCAGGGAUCAGGCGCCGUUCAGGGAUCAGCUCGCCUCUCGGUUCAUGGAGGAUGAAUUUGGGAUGCCACAUUUCCCCGAUGAUCUUGCGAUGGACUGGCCGGGCUGGGCUCGGCCUGGCCGGCUCAGCUCGCGCCUCACACCGUCGCCCUUCAGCAGCAGUUUACGCACAGGCUUCCCCGCGCGGCAGUCCACGGGAGGAGGCCCCCCAAUGUACACCAGCAGAUACACCGAGCCCUCAUCCUCGCCCAUCACCACCGGGGGAGAGCCCUGGAAAGUGUGUGUGAACGUGCACAGCUUCAAACCAGAAGAACUACACAUCAAAACGAGAGACGGAUUUGUAGAGGUGUCAGGAAAGCAUGAAGAGAAGCAGGAAGAAGGAGGCAUCGUGACAAAGAACUUCACAAAGAAGAUACAGAUCCCGAUAGAUGUGGACCCGCUUACUGUUUUCGCCUCCUUGUCCCCUGAGGGCGUCCUCAUCAUCGAAGCCCGGCAGACGCCUCCGUAUUCCCUCUUCAGCAACGAAGGCUGCCAGGUGGGCGACACGUUGGAGGCGGAGGCCCUAAAGCCCCAAGAGGCCUCUACAGCCUAAACCCCCAAAUCCAUACAAACAUAACAAAACAUGUUGCACAACUGAUGACAAGUUUGACAAGAAAUGUGUCCCUCAGCUUUAUGUAGACACCUGGAUCUCCAAUGAGUCAAAUAUGCAAGAAAACAAUGUUGUCAGGUUAAGGUCACCACGUUUUAUAUAUGAGCAGAAAAGUGAAAACACUCUUAUGUAUCACCCCCAGAGCAAUAUACAAACAGGAACAACUGGUGUUACCUCUCUUUUAUGUUAAGAAAUAUAACCCUUACCCUUAAAUAUGAAAAAAUCUACAAAAUAAAAGAUGUCCA
Messenger RNA from Notolabrus celidotus (New Zealand spotty), 1266 nucleotides. It is a transcript of the gene hspb8, whose product is annotated as heat shock protein b8. NCBI's taxonomy places the organism in Eukaryota, Metazoa, Chordata, Actinopteri, Labriformes, Labridae. The transcript has 3 exons. Gene Ontology annotation, biological process: cellular response to unfolded protein. Gene Ontology annotation, cellular component: nucleus; protein folding chaperone complex; cytoplasm. The coding region runs from base 284 to 964 and encodes 226 amino acids. The record is from RefSeq and is a predicted model, not a curated record. Gene Ontology annotation, molecular function: protein homodimerization activity.